CCGGCCACGUCGGUUGAACCGCGCGCGCCCGAUCUCGCUUACAAGGAGGUCUGACUGUCGUCUUCCUCGUGGCCUUUUUGGUUUGUUUUUGCUGCUGCUGCCCGGAUCCCCUUGCUCCGGUCGCACGGAAGAUCCUUCCACGUGGGAUGCAUGGAAUCGGCAUCAUCGGCAACCCUGUAGCCAAUGCAGAUCACUCAAUUUCCGCGUGCUCCAGAUCAGCUGCUGGUGAGCUGCUGCCUGUGAGUUCCACUUCGCCCGGGCUUCUGGCAGCCCAUGGCAGGAUGAAUUGCUGGCCCCUGAGCAGCAUGUCAGCCAAGGACCGUGGCUCCCUGCCGUCUUGCGGACCCUACAUCAAGACGGAGCCGUGCAGCCCCUCGCCGUUGGGCGACUCGCUGGCGCAGCAGCACAGCCCCAGCGGCUCGUCGGACACGAGCGGCAGCUACGGCGUCGGCAUGAGCUCGUCGGCGAUGCACGGCCGCCCUUACCGCCACCACACCUCCUCUUCCGCCGCGGCGGCGGCGGCGGACUCGACGCACGCGCGGAACAACGGCCUCGACUCGCCCUUCUCCGCCGCGGCCGCCGCGGCCUCCUCCGCCGUUUCUUCGUCCGCCGCCUCCUCCGCGGCGGCGGCCGCCGUGGCCAUGGUGGGGCCCGGCGGCCCCAACGGGCGCAAGCGCUACGACGACUCGCCGCCGGGCGCCGACGUGCAGACCAAGUGCGAGUACAUGCUCAACGCCAUGCCCAAGCGCCUGUGCCUGGUGUGCGGGGACGUGGCGUCGGGCUACCACUACGGUGUGGCGUCCUGCGAGGCCUGCAAGGCGUUCUUCAAGCGCACCAUCCAGGGGAACAUCGAGUACAGCUGCCCAGCGUCCAACGAGUGCGAGAUCACGAAGCGGAGGCGCAAGGCCUGCCAGGCCUGCCGCUUCAUGAAGUGCCUCAAAGUGGGAAUGCUCCGAGAAGGUGUGCGGCUGGACAGGGUGCGUGGCGGGCGUCAGAAGUACAAGAGGAGAAUCGACGCCGAGAACAGCCCUUACCUCAACCCCCAGCUCACGCAGCCCAUCAAGAAGCCCUGCAACGGCACUCUGGUGAACAAGAUCGUGUCGCACCUGAUCGUGGCCGAGCCGGACAAGAUCUACGCUAUGCCAGACCCCACGGUGCCCGACAGCGACAUCAAGGCGCUCACCACGCUGUGCGACCUGGCCGACCGCGAGCUCGUCGUCAUCAUCGGCUGGGCCAAGCACGUGCCAGGCUUCUCGGCCCUCUCGCUGGGCGACCAGAUGUCGCUGCUGCAGAGCGCGUGGAUGGAGGUGCUGCUGCUGGGCGUGGCGUUCCGCUCGCUGCCCUACGAGGACGAGCUCGUGUACGCCGAGGACUUCGUCAUGGACGAGGAGCUGUCGCGGCUCGCCGGCCUCCUCGACCUCAACUCGGCCGUUCUGCAGCUCGUGCGCAAGUACAAGGCCCUCAAGCUGGAGAGGGAGGAGUUCGUGGCGCUCAAGGCCAUCGCGCUCGUCAACUCCGACUCGAUGCACAUCGAGGACGUGGAGGGCGUGCAGAAGCUGCAGGACGUCCUGCACGAGGCCCUGCAGGAGCUCCAGGGCAGCCAGCACGCCGAGGACCCGCGGCGCGCCGGCAAGCUGCUCAUGACGCUGCCGCUGCUGCGGCAGACGGCGACGCGCGCCGUGCAGCACUUCUACUCCGUCAAGCUGGAGGGCAAGGUGCCCAUGCACAAACUAUUCCUGGAGAUGCUGGAGGCCAAGGUGUGA
This is a messenger RNA of Lethenteron reissneri (Far Eastern brook lamprey), 1763 nucleotides long. RefSeq names its product estrogen-related receptor gamma-like. The record is from RefSeq and is a predicted model, not a curated record. Gene Ontology annotation, molecular function: sequence-specific DNA binding; steroid binding; nuclear steroid receptor activity. NCBI's taxonomy places the organism in Eukaryota, Metazoa, Chordata, Hyperoartia, Petromyzontiformes, Petromyzontidae. Gene Ontology annotation, biological process: regulation of DNA-templated transcription. Gene Ontology annotation, cellular component: nucleus.